Molecule: messenger RNA, 1293 nt
Organism: Tribolium madens (black flour beetle)
Lineage: Eukaryota; Metazoa; Arthropoda; Insecta; Coleoptera; Tenebrionidae
Exons: 5
Coding region: 150-1223 (357 amino acids)
Molecular function (GO): oxidoreductase activity
Source: RefSeq, a predicted model, not a curated record
CUCUUAAAAAAUAAAUAUUUUUGUGUUGAAAUAAAAAUAUUUUCCACCGUUUUUAUGCUCUUUGAUUUCAUCAAUUAUAAAUUCUGAAAGUUUGUCUUGGAAGAUAAAAGUUUAUGUGAAAGUGUCAGAAAUUUUGUCAAUUUUUUAAAAUGUCAACUGAUGGGGGAUCACUUUCAACUUCAACAUUCGGGGAAGGUCAGAUAUACUCUCUUGAAGAAAUCCAUCGGUUUAUUAAAGACUGUGUGAUGGCCGUAGAGACUCCAGAAAAUUAUGCUCAAAUUUUUGCUUCCUGUUUAACUGAAGCUGAUUACAAAGGUCAUUACUGCGAAGGACUAAAUAAAUUAGUAUCGUACAUUGACGAAAUCCGACAAGGUGGUUGUAAUCCUAGUGCGAAUCCAGAAAUUUUAAAAGAAUCACCUGUGACGGCUUGGGUUAACGGAAAUAACGGUUUAGGUGUAGUCGUAUCAAAUUUUUGCAUGAAUUUAGCAAUAAAAAAAGCAAAAGACUCAGGAAUCGGAUGGGUUGUUGCAAAAGGUUCUAACAAUUUUGGAAUCGCGGGGAUUUACUCAGUUAAAGCUCUUGAGGAAGGUUUGCUAGGCAUGAGUUUCACAAACGGAUCGCCGAUGGUAGCACCAACACGUGCUAUGGAAGGUGCUCUUGGCACAAACCCAAUUUCGGUUGCAGCGCCAGGUUUAAAUGGCGAUAGUUUUGUGCUGGAUAUGGCAACAGCUGCUGCUGCAGAAGGAAAAAUUGAAAUGCUUAGUAGAAAAAAAAUGCCAGUCCCUAUAGAUUGGGCAAAUCCCAAAACCGGUGCUUUGAGACCUUUAGGAGGGCAUGAGCCGAACUCGAAUUAUAAAGGAUUUGGGUUAGCUUUUUUUGUUGAGGUUAUUUGUGGAAUUCUCGCUGGCUCUGCUUAUGGUCCCAAUAUUCGGAGAUACGGCAAUUUGGGCCAAAUUGCAAAUCUUGGUCAUUGUUUUGUAGCGAUAAAUCCGGUUUACUUUGCUCCCGGUUUCGAGGAACGGUUAAGCGAUUUAUUGAAUUUUAUCAGGAAUAUGCAACCGGCCGAUCCCGACAAACCUGUGAUGGUUCCGGGAGACCGGGAAAGGGAACAUAUGGCUACGGUAGACCAGGAAGGAGGAGUACACUAUUGUCGGGAUUUGAUAGAAUCUUGCAAUAAUUUAGCAGAAAGUCUAAACGUCUUACCUUUAAGUCCUUUAGGAUAAUAAUUGAUUUAUUAAUUCUCUUGUAAUGUAAAAUAUUUUAUCAACAUAGACUUAGAAUAAAAAUUUACAA